Messenger RNA from Castor canadensis (American beaver), 2737 nucleotides. RefSeq names its product ER membrane protein complex subunit 8 (gene Emc8). NCBI's taxonomy places the organism in Eukaryota, Metazoa, Chordata, Mammalia, Rodentia, Castoridae. Gene Ontology annotation, cellular component: EMC complex. The record is from RefSeq and is a predicted model, not a curated record.
CGGCUUUCCGGCAGGCGCUAGGGAGGCGGCUUUCCGGCUACCGGGCGAGGAACGCGGGCAGAGUCGGGCGGAGGCUUCUGAGGGGCCGGAGCCGGGCAGUCUGUGAGGCUGCCAGUCCCGGGCCACGUCAGGCGUAACCGUUGCGGCGUCCUGCUUCUCUGCUGAAGCGCCGCGCGGCCCGACAGCAGGCGUCCGCCGCGCGGCCGGGACCUGCGGGGCCCGCCGGGGCUCAGCAUGCCCGGGGUGAAGCUGACCACCCAGGCCUACUGCAAGAUGCUGCUGCACGGCGCCAAGUAUCCGCACUGCGCCGUCAACGGGCUGCUGGUGGCCGAGAAGCAGAAGCCACGCAAGGAGCACCUGCCGCUGGGCGGCCCGGGCGCGCCCCACACCCUCUUCGUGGACUGCAUCCCGCUCUUCCACGGCACGCUGGCCCUGGCGCCCAUGCUGGAGGUGGCCCUCACCCUGAUUGAUUCAUGGUGCAAAGACAAUAGCUAUGUGAUUGCUGGUUAUUACCAAGCUAAUGAACGAGUAAAGGAUGCCAGCCCAAACCAGGUUGCAGAGAAAGUGGCCUCCAGAAUUGCUGAGGGCUUCAGUGACACUGCACUCAUCAUGGUAGACAACACCAAGUUCACGAUGGACUGCAUAGCGCCGACGAUCCAUGUGUAUGAGCACCACGAGAACAGAUGGCGGUGCAGAGACCCACACCAUGACUACUGUGAAGACUGGCCAGAGGCGCAGAGGAUCUCAGCGUCACUCCUGGAUAGCCGGUCCUAUGAAACGCUUGUGGAUUUCGAUAACCACCUGGAUGAUAUUCGUAAUGACUGGACAAAUCCUGAGAUCAAUAAAGCAGUUCUACACCUUUGCUAGACAAGGACCGUUGUGACUGCUCUGGGCAUUUCCACUACAUCGAAGAAGAAAACCUAUUUUUAAAUGUAAACGAUAUUGUAUGUAGCCUGGUAGGAAGCUGACGGCUGGUGGCAGGUGCCUUGGAAGAGGCGGGGUGUCUGGUCUGUCACUUCAGUGCCCGGCUGUAGGAGAGGUGCAGACCGCCCAGGCCCUGUGGGUUCUCAGUCAUAUGUUGCUCUCAUCUUCCAAAUCAAAGCUAUUUCUGCUUGUCCAAGAUUGUUCCUAGUAAACAGUUUUAACUAACCUUUUAUAAUCUGAAGAAAAUACUUUUUAAGGUUUAUGAACCAGUAAAAACACACACAUAUCUUACGCUUAGUGGUGUGUCUCAGUUUUUAUCCCUGCUGAGUUGCUCUCCUCCAGGCUUCUUGGGUUGGACGAUGCGUACUGUGCUGGUUGGUGCUGAGCUGUGACUGAGAAGCUGUGAGUUGGUGUUGCAGCCGUCGGUAGGCUGGAGCCGGGAGCCACGAUGCUCACAGCCUUAAUGACUCCCCGUGGUGGAACUAGUCAAGCCCACUGUUGCCUGAGAAACCUCCAUUAUUGAGGGUGAAAACAAACACGUUGGUAAUGAGAACUUGGGUGGUGCUCAGUCAGCUGAAAGCCCACAGCUUACAAGACGGAGAAAGGCAAAGGGAGCCAGGCAUGAUUAUAUUUAAAUGCAGGAGUCAACCCUGACUCUUCCCUGACCCACAUGGUAUCUGAGUGGUUCUUAUUUAGGCCUUCAAAAUAAGAGCUGCUUCAGUAUUCAAAAUAAAAGCUUAGGCCCCCAACUUGUACAGUCUAGUUUUUGUACUUGAGACAUUAUAGUCAAGUUUUCUAACCCAGUGCUAAAAGGGAAACUUGGGUAUCAUUGCAUGUUUUCCUUUUUAUAUGAGAGCAGAAAACAGUGCUUUCUAUUUUCUUUGACUACACAGAAGUUUGUAACAAUUAGUGUGACCCAUCAAAAGGGUGUGUGACACAGCAUUCUCUAUUUUCUCUUAACAAGCAGGAAAACAAUUCAGGUGUCACUUAAAAUAAAUGUGCUUUAUUGGUGCACCAAGUUCUCAUUCCCCUUCUUUUAAGUUUUUUUUGUUUUGUGGUACUGGGGAUUGAACUCAGGGCCUCAUGCUUGUUAGGCAAGUACUCUACCAUUUAAGAGUUCUCAUCCCCUUCUUCAUACACCUCCUACCCUUAGCUUUUCAAGAUGAUGUUCUCUUUGAGAACAAAGAGGGUAGUAAUUUACCAGUGCCCCCAUCCUUCCUACUCCCCUGCUGUCAGGUGCAGGAUCCCCACAGGUGGAAUUUUGAGUGGGCUUGUGAUUGGGGCUCUGCCUUAGGAACCUUCUGAGUGCUGAAUUUGCAGGGGCAUCACCAUGCAAGGCCUCCACUGCCAUGUGACAGGCUGUCUUCCCCAGGACCGGUCAAAGCCAGGCCACAGGCAAUGCUGUGGUGCUCAAGGUACACAGAGGCUAGUGGGAGGUGAUUUGAAGAUCGGUUCUUCCUGAAGCUCUUCAGGGUUUCAGCGGCUUGUUGCAUUCUUGGCCUUGUCUCUGCCUCUGCCCCUGCCUUCCUCAGAGCACAGGCCGUCCUCCACGUGCUUUUGACAUAAUCCUGAUCCUGGCCUUUGUGACUGAGUCAGGCUUAAAGUUUCUCAAGGAAGCAGAUUAAAUGCUCUGGAGAGAAGGAUACAUUUGUGGAAAGGCCAAGACAGAUUUCCAAAGUAAAAAUAGUGGAACAGAGGACCCUCGCUCCUCUGUUCUUACUGAAACUAAAUCUUGAGUGCUCAGUCUCGGCUUCACUGUGUGGCCUUAGCCUGUCUCCCCAGCCUGAGAACAGGCUCCCUCUUUCCUCACCAA